GGGCGGAGACAGUUGUAACGUUAGCAACCACGCUGAGCGACGGUGAUCGGUAAAGUGAAGGAUUCCUCCCAGAGAAAUGUCUCCGAGCUCGGCCUGAAUCCGCCUCCUUGUCCCCGAGCUCCACUAGAACCACGCGAGCAGCCUCCGUGUCUCUCCGUCCUCCAGACUUGUGGGUGAGCCAUGCCGCUGAUGUCUAGCUGUGACUGCCCCCACCUGGACUGUGUGGGGGAAAUCACCAAGGAGGAACUGAUUCAGAAAUCCCAUGGCCAGUGCCAAGACUGUAAAGUUGGAGGACCAAAUUUGUGGGCAUGUUUGGAGAAUGGCUGUGCGUAUGUAGGAUGUGGAGAAUCUCACACUGACCACAGUACUGUCCACUCGCAGGAGACGCGGCACAACCUGACGGUGAACCUGACCACGCUGCGGGUGUGGUGCUACGCCUGCGGCAAGGAGGUUUUCCUGGAGCGAAAACUCGGUCCGCACUCGCCCCGCGCCAACAGCAAACCCCUUUCCCCUCUACAGAGCGCUGGCCAGGACAGCAGCAGGGCCCCUGGGAGCCCAACCUCUCUGAGAGUGCCCCCUAAUGGAGGCUGUGAAGACCUGGACAUGGAGACUGAGGAAGAGGAGGACCGGCGGGCGAGAGGCCUGACGGGGCUGAAGAACAUCGGCAACACCUGCUACAUGAACGCUGCCCUCCAGGCCCUGUCCAACUGCCCGCCGUUGACGCAGUUCUUUCUUGAAUGUGGUGGCAUGGUGAGGACAGACAAGAAACCUGCACUCUGCAAAAGUUACCAGAAACUAGUUUCAGACCUGUGGCACAAGAACAGACCCUCCUACGUCGUCCCAACCAACUUGUUCCAAGGGAUCAAAUCCAUAAAUCCCAUGUUCAGGGGAUAUUCUCAGCAGGACUCCCAGGAGUUUCUGCGCUGCUUGAUGGAUCAACUCCACGAGGAGCUGAAGGAGGUUCUGCCUGAGCCCUAUGACCAGUCCAACGGCAUCACAGUAGACGACAGCCCAGAGGAGGACCACCACAGUCAGUCAGACGACUUCCAGUCGUGUGAGUCCUGCGGCAGCAGCGAUCGCGCUGAUAACGAGGUGCAGGGCGGGAACGUGCAUGUGGAAGACAACAACGAGGCUGAGAUGCUGAUUCCGGAGCAAGAUGAGAUACAGGCCAACAGGGAGUGGCAGAAGGAGAAGAACAUGAUUAAUGAUCUGUAUCGUGUUGGAGUUCAUGGUGUCAUGGGUGGAAGCUCUGGAGGGGACAUGGACAAAGAUGUUGACACAACCACAGAGAACACACCUAUUAUCAGCAGCCAGGGAGCCAUCAAGGUUCAGGGCAGAACAUCAGAUUCCUUCCCAGACAUCCAGAUAUCCAACUCCACAAGACCUCAGAGUCCAGUCCCAAUGGAGGGACACAUUCCCAAAAUCUCCAGCAGCCCACCCAAAGCUGCCUCUGGCUGGCCCAGUAUAAACCCUGCACAUAAGAAAGCAGUGACCACAUUCUCUCCACCAAAGAACAAGCGCCAGAAGAAAUACCGCAGUGUGAUCUCAGACGUGUUCGAUGGGACCAUUGUCAGCUCGGUUCAGUGCCUCACCUGUGAUCGGGUUUCUGUGACCCUGGAGAACUUCCAGGAUAUCUCGUUGCCCAUCCCGGGGAAGGAAGACCUGGCCAAGCUCCACUCCUCCACCCACCAGACCUCCAUGGUAAAAGCAGGCUCCUGCGGGGAAGCUUAUGCACCACAGGGCUGGAUUGCUUUCGUCAUGGAAUACAUCAAGAGUUGGUUCUGGGGUCCAGUGGUUACGCUACAAGAUUGUCUUGCAGCUUUCUUCGCCAGAGAUGAACUAAAGGGAGACAACAUGUACAGCUGUGAAAAAUGCAAGAAAUUACGAAACGGAGUAAAAUUUUGUAAAAUGCAAAGUUUGCCAGAGAUCUUGUGUAUCCACUUGAAACGCUUCAGACACGAACUGAUGUUCUCUACCAAGAUCGGCACCCACGUCUCCUUCCCGCUGGAGGGCUUGGAUCUGCAGCCUUUCCUGGCCAAGGACAGUUCCGCCCAGACCACCAACUAUGACCUGCUGUCAGUCAUCUGUCACCACGGCACUGCCAGCAGUGGCCACUACAUAGCCUACUGCAGGAACGAUGCGAACAAUCUGUGGUAUGAAUUUGACGACCAAAGUGUGACCGAGGUGUCUGAAUCCUGUGUCCAGAACGCUGAAGCUUAUGUGCUCUUCUAUAAAAAGAGCAACGAGGACGCAGUGAAAGAACGUAGGAGGGUGUCGGGUUUAUUCAGCAUGAUGGAGCCCAGCCUUCUGCAGUUCUACAUCUCCCGCCAGUGGCUCAACAAGUUCAAGACCUUUGCUGAGCCGGGUCCUAUUUCCAAUGACGACUUCCUGUGUUCGCAUGGAGUCUGA
This is a messenger RNA of Paralichthys olivaceus (Japanese flounder), 2409 nucleotides long. NCBI's taxonomy places the organism in Eukaryota, Metazoa, Chordata, Actinopteri, Pleuronectiformes, Paralichthyidae. The record is from RefSeq and is a predicted model, not a curated record.